GAAGGGGAAUGAGCUGAGACGCCGAGGGGACGGAGAAGGGGACGGAGCUUAGGCGCUGAGGGGACGGAGAAGGGGAAGGAGCGAGGCGCUGAGGGGAUGGAGAAGUGGACGGGGCUGAGGCGGCGGCGCUGCCGCUCUGCGCUUCCCGGCCUGCGUUUCCCGCCGCUGCCGCUGCAUGCCGCCCUCCGCCGGCGCGCGCCGGCCUGCCGCGCACCCCCAGCCCGCCAGGGGGCGCUGCUCCCUCCCGCCUCCCCUCCGAGCCGCGGAGAGGCUGCCGGGAGCCGCCAUUUUCUCGGCGUGUGCCGGCCUUGGAGCGGACUCCGCAGACGGUGCCGGCAAAGAGAGGGACGCAGCGCGGAAAUCUGAAGGGAGAGCCCUAUUUACAAAGAGAUGACGUGUAAUGGCCCAGAUAACUCGGAAGCUUGUGCCUCUCCAGACACUGACCAUGACCAGGAAUGGGCACAGGAACACUACCGACUAGGAACUUUUGUUGAAUUUCCACUUGACUGUCCGGUUUCAGCAUUAGCACUAGCACGAGCUGGUUUUGUUUAUACUGGAGAGGGUGACAAAGUGAAGUGCUUCAGUUGCCAUAAAACUAUUGAAGGAUGGGCACUGGGGGAUUCUGCAGUUGAGAGACACAAAAACCUUUCCCCAAACUGCAAAUUUAUUACUGAAUCUACUUUUCUGGAAAAUAAGAGACAUCCUGACGCCCAGAACUACCAGCAUAGAACUGAAAAUGGUUCCAGCAAUUCAGCCCUCCCAUGUGCCCUGGAUGACCCAUCUGAUCUGGAGGCAGAUUAUCUUUUGAGAACUAGGCAGGUUGUGGAUAUGUCAGAUAAUUUGUAUCCUAAAAACCCUGCUAUGUGCAGUGAAGAAGCAAGAUUGAAGUCUUUUCACAAGUGGCCCCUCAAUGUCCAGUUGACACCAAAGGAAUUAGCUAAUGCUGGAUUCUAUUAUACGGGUGUUGGUGAUCAAGUGGCAUGUUUUUGUUGUGGUGGAAAACUGAAACAGUGGGAACCCAGUGACAGAGCUUGGUCAGAACAUAAGAGGCAUUUUCCCAAAUGCUUUUUCAUCCUGGGCCGGGAUGUUGGAAAUGUUCCAAGUGAAUCUGUUUCCGCUGAGCUUGGGAGAAGUGGUCUGAACAGCGCACAGUAUCCAAGGAAUCCAUCUAUGGCAGAAUAUGGAAGACGUUUACAAACAUUUUUAACUUGGAUCUAUCCUGUUGACAAGGAGCAACUUGCUGAAGCUGGGUUCUAUAGCAUAGGUAAUGGUGAUCAUGUUGUGUGUUUCCACUGUGGUGGAGGAUUGCAAGAAUGGAAGGAAAAUGAAGACCCGUGGGAUCAACAUGCCAAAUGGUUUCCUGGGUGCAGAUUUGUGAGAAAGGAAAAGGGGAUAGAAUUUAUAAAUAACGUUCACUUAAGAGGUGGAUGUAGUGAUCCAACAACAGAAGCUGCUGAAGGGACAAUACUUCCUGAAGAUGAUCUCUUGCAGAAUCCUUUGGUACAAAGUGCCAUAGACAUGGGUUUCAGUUUGUCUGAGAUUAGGAACACCAUGGAAAAGAGAUUGCAGAUGUCUGGAGAAAGUCACACAUCUGUUGAGGAUCUGGUAGCAGACUUAAGUGCUCAGAAAGAAAAUACAAGGGAAGAAGAACCAAAUGAAAUCCCAGUUGAGCAAGAUGAGCUUAUUCAAUUACGAAACCUCUAUCUCAGUACUGAAGAGAAGUUAAGACGCUUGCAGGAAGAAAAGCUUUGUAAAAUCUGUAUGGCGAAAGACAUAUCAGUCGUCCUCAUUCCCUGUGGUCACCUAGUUGCCUGUAAGGGAUGUGCUGAAGCACUUCAUGAAUGCCCCCUGUGUCGUGCAAAUAUUAUGAAAAGACAGGAAAUUUUCAUGUAUUAGUGAAAUGUACAGCACUAUGAAUGCAAACGUUCACUUUUUUAUUGCUUUAAAUACAUGUAAUGUAAUGUAAAAAAUGUCGUUAAUUCCAGGAUGUAAUCAUAUGGCAGUAUUUAUAUUUUUCUGCUGUUAAACUUUACAUACAUUUUAACAUCUUAAAAAUUAUUUUCCUUAAGUGAAUUUUUUGUAUGUAAAAACCAAUAUUGAAAGGCAAUUAUAUAUAUUCUGUAACUGCAGCUCAUAGACCUGAUUUGGGAAGGUCUAAGUAAUGCAAAGCUUUAUUUAUAGAUCAUUCCUUUGCUUCACUUUGGUAGGACUCUCUGUGACUGAAGUUUGUGCAAAUACAGUUGCAUAAAGAGUCUGGACCGAUGAUAAAAUUUGUAAAUAAGUGAAUUAAAAAAAUUAUUGUAUACAUGUAUAGUAUAUCUGAGAUUUUUAGCUUCUCAAGCACGUUGUGUAAGAUUGGAAAUGCUAUCUUAUUUCUGUAACUUUGGUUGUGACGUAAUUCAGAUAAUACACGUAAACCUGCUGCUACAAUAUUUCACUUUAGGUUUGCUACUGCGACUUCCUAAGUGUCUGUUUUGAUAUAUAAUUCCUGUCUCCCCAUUUAUUUUUUUCUCUGGGUUAGAUGUAUAAAUUGACUUCAGUAAACUGGUUUUAGGCAUCCAUUUUUCACAAAAAUACCUCUGUGUAUAAAAUGCACAUUUAUUUCAUUAUUUCAUAUUAAGAGAGAACUAAACAGAAAUGAAGGAGACUUUACAUACCUUGUGCCCUUCAUGAAAGGAGCGAUCUCACUUUAAAUUGCCCCCUAUACAAAAAUUUGUUCAUUGUUCAAUUUUUUUUUCCUUAUUUUUUUUAACACUUAGCAUUACCAUAACUCAUUUAGGUGCUAAUACUUUGCAGUGCUUCUGUCUGUUUCCAUUGUUUCGUAAGAAACGAUUAAACUCUAUCUCCAUCAAAAUGCGUUUGGUUUUUUUUUUUUAAUUCACCAGUAAUGUUAGAAAUCUUUCAUUUUUGUUCUUGUCAGUUUGCAGCAUUUAAAUUAAAAAGUUGAUAUAUCUUCUAGUGAGAGUCACCUUAAAAUGCUUAAUAAACUAUUUCUUACUGGACUGAUGCUCAGUUUUCCAAUUAAAAAAGUAUCAUAGCUUUGCAUUUAAAUUCAGAUGGUUUACGAUCGCUCUACUUCAUGUGACUUCCUUAUUUUGUGAAGCUGCUAUUUUAUUUUGUGUAUAUAUUUUUAUCUUUGAGUCCUACACACUAAUAGAUUUAGAAUAUAGAAUAUAUGGAGUAUAAUUUUUCACGUAAUAAAAGUUUUAAAUCCAAUACACAGACAUUUAACGUAUACUUUUUCUAUUUUUUUAAAUAUAUGCCGUGAUUAUAUGCUGGUGUAAUGUUAUGAGUAUUUAAAAUAAAGUGCAACCCAGUUGCUCCUUGAUCAGCGUACUUGAUUCUUACAUGCAAAAACAAAAAUCAUAACGGAAGGUUGCUUUCUGUUGCUUUUUUGUUUUGUAAACCAACUGUUAUUAAUUUAACCUGAAUGUUAUUAAGUAUAACAAAUAUAUUUAAUCGGAA
Messenger RNA from Chroicocephalus ridibundus (black-headed gull), 3465 nucleotides. It is a transcript of the gene XIAP, whose product is annotated as X-linked inhibitor of apoptosis. The coding region runs from base 391 to 1896 and encodes 501 amino acids. The record is from RefSeq and is a predicted model, not a curated record. NCBI's taxonomy places the organism in Eukaryota, Metazoa, Chordata, Aves, Charadriiformes, Laridae. Gene Ontology annotation, cellular component: nucleus; cytoplasm. Gene Ontology annotation, molecular function: ubiquitin protein ligase activity; cysteine-type endopeptidase inhibitor activity involved in apoptotic process. The transcript is spliced from 7 exons. Gene Ontology annotation, biological process: positive regulation of canonical Wnt signaling pathway; regulation of cell cycle; negative regulation of apoptotic process.